This is a messenger RNA of Fonticula alba, 1206 nucleotides long. RefSeq lists its product as hypothetical. The transcript is spliced from 3 exons. NCBI's taxonomy places the organism in Eukaryota, Rotosphaerida, Fonticulaceae. Bases 91 to 1206 code for a protein of 371 amino acids. The record is from RefSeq and is a predicted model, not a curated record.
CGACAUUGUGGAUCAGGCAGCCAUCCCCCCCUCCCCCAUCCCCUUCUUUGCCUCUCCUCCCUCCUCUCUUCGCCCCACCCAGCAUUUACAAUGCCGCCGCCCGAAGCUGGCGGGUCCGCCGCGAAGUCGGAAAAACCCGAUGCCACCUACGCUCUGGCACACCUCUUCGUGACAAAGUACUACUCGAGCCUGUUCCGCUCGCCCGGGACCCUGAGCCACUUCUAUGAUGACUCGGCCAUCUUUUUCCGCCCGACCAAGGCCGGCGCCCUCGUCCCCCAAUCGGCCGACGAGGCUCUCCUCUUCUCGACCAAGAUGUCCCAGGGCGCCGUGUCCCUGACCGAUCUGCGCGCCAACCGCCUGGGCGCCGGGGCCGGCACCAUGCUCAAGAUCGUGGCCACUGGCACCACCACCGCCGCCGCCAGCCCGGCCGGCACCGGCGACGCGGCCGCCCCCCUGGAUGGCCACUUCCAGAAAUUUGUCCAGAUCUUCGACAUUGCCCCCACUCCCGGCAACCCUUACCAGUAUCAGAUCCACUCGGACAGCCUCUUUUUCUUCGCCCCCAAGGAGAUUUCCCCGAGCCCCGAGCCCUCCUUGUCGACAUCUAGCACGCCUCCUCUGGGCGGUCGCAACACGACUCCCGGUCUCGGGGAGGUGGACCCCGCGGUGCCUGCCCCCCUGGCGGCCGGGGACUCCGGCUCCCUCUCGACGACGGCCUCCGCCUCCAAAAAUGACACUCCCCCCGGCCCAGCGGCAGCCGGGCCCACCAAGGCCUCCGACGCCGCCGCCCAGCCAGCCGGCGCCCCGGCCCCGGCCCGCGCCUCCUUCUCAUAUUCCUCGAUGGCCAAGCGCUCGGUCGCCAAUGCUCCCGCGGCCCCGACGACCGUCACGCCUGUCGCGCCGGCUGCCGUGCCCGCGACCACCUCUUCAUACUCCACCACAUCACAGCCGCAGUCGCAACCUCAGCAGCAGCAGCAGCAGCAGCAGCAGCAGCAGCAGCAGCAGCAGCCGCAGCAGCAGCAGCAGCAAUCCUCCCGUGGUCAGCAGGGCGGCCAGUCGGCCAACCGUCGACUGCGGAAACCCCCGACCGCCGGCGCCCAAGGCUCCGGUGCGCCCGGUGGUCCUGGACCUGGGUCCGAUGCCCGGCCUGGCUCCAGGCCUCGCCGUCAAGACCGGCCUGUCUCCGGUUCCUCGGUUGCCUCCCGCUGA